Molecule: messenger RNA, 3185 nt
Organism: Trichoplusia ni (cabbage looper)
Lineage: Eukaryota; Metazoa; Arthropoda; Insecta; Lepidoptera; Noctuidae
Gene: Orp8
Product: oxysterol-binding protein-related protein 8
Exons: 22
Coding region: 365-3049 (894 amino acids)
Cellular component (GO): intracellular membrane-bounded organelle; cytosol; membrane
Molecular function (GO): cholesterol binding
Source: RefSeq, a predicted model, not a curated record
AAUUUUUGUGCCUUGAAGCAUAUUAUUUCAAUAAAAAUAACAUCGUUUCAACACACUUGCGAACAAUAAGUACUCUGUAAUUAGGGCAAUAAACUGUGUAUUCCCCAACAAACAGUGUUGUGUUGUGUUCUAUCGUUUUGUCUUCAAUAUUUGUGAUCGGAAUUAAUUUUGGUGUCUGAAAACGGUUGAAUUAUAAUAAUAUGAAAAUAGUGUAGGACUAUAUAAUUAGUCGUUUGCGUCGUCUUCUGUAAGUGCGUGCGACAAUUGAAUUCCCGGACGUUGUAUUGUCGAGAUUAUUAGCUAAUCGAGUGAAAAUGUGUGCCGCCGCAUUGGAAACAAUCAUUUCUUGUUCCAUAUAUAUUUGAUGAACAGCUCCUGGGUUAUCAGUGAUCUAAACUCUGUGGAGCCUUCCUCACCCUCGACCACUCCCUCUUCCCCCGCGCUCAGAGCUGAUACCCAGUUCCAAACUUCAACGCCAUAUUAUAGUGGACGAAAGCAACCGCAGCCACCUUUGAACGUAGUUUUACCGGCCACUGCACCGGCCACCCCUCCUACAUACGAUGGGGAACUGUUCACAGGUGAAGCGACCCUGACACCGCCCCCGAGGUCCCCUGGGGUCCCGAUUAUAGCGAGCCCCGCUUCCGGUGACGGCAGGACCCAUCCGCCGGACGGUACUUCGUCCGAUAAGUCAUCAGAAACAGCUGUGGGCGGUAUAUCCCGGACGGCUAGUACAGCGUUGUCCCGGAAAGAGAGCUACAAAGCUCAGAGACAGCACUACAGAAGAGAAAAGAAGAGAGCGGCAUCAGCGCUGUUGCACUCUAUAGAGGAUCCCUCGGUUGUGGUGCUGGCUGAUUGGCUUAAGGUUCGAGGGUCUUUGAAAUCAUGGACCAAGUUAUGGUGUGUCCUCAAACCUGGUCUGCUUCUGUUGUAUAAAAGUCCCAAAGCCAAGAGUAGUCACUGGGUGGGUACGGUAUUACUGACAUCGUGCCAAGUGAUCGAGCGUCCUAGCAAGAAGGACGGCUUCUGUUUCAAGUUGUACCACCCGCUGGAGCAGAGCAUCUGGGCGCCGAGGGGGCCGCACAACGAGACUAUAGGAGCGGUAGUGCAGCCGCUGCCGACCGCUCACCUGAUCUUCCGCGCGCCGUCGCAGGCGGCCGGCCACUGCUGGCUCGACGGACUCGAACUAGCCUUACGAUGCAGCAAUGCUAUGCUCAGAUGUUCUCGCUCGCGGCCGGAGCAGACAGUCGCGGCGCAGUCGCCGGCCACUCAGACCAACCUCUCGCACGAAGACCUAGAAAAGCACUUUAAUGAGCACGAGCUAGCCGGCGCCGCAUCCGAUUCGGAGAGCGACGGCUCCCGGAGCGGGAUGCCGGACCGGCAGCAGGAGAUCAAGAAACACGACAUCAUAGCCAGAAUCGAGACCAGCUAUGUUGAGGAUCUCAACGUCGAUAUUGGUGUGGCUGGUGAGCUGGUAGAAGAAGUAGCAGAAGAGAACAAGUCUCUUCUCUGGUUCCUUCUGAAGCAGGUCCGUCCUGGCAUGGACCUUAGUAAAGUGGUGCUACCGACCUUCAUACUAGAACCUCGAUCGUUCUUAGAUAAACUCUCCGAUAAUUACUACCAUGCUGAUCUUUUGGCGCAGGCUCAACUCGAAGAGGAUCCCUACCAAAGAUUCAUAGGUGUGCUACGCUGGUUCCUGUCGGGCCUCUACAGGAAGCCGAAGGGUCUCAAAAAGCCCUACAACCCGGUCCUCGGAGAGGUCUUCCGCUGUUGUUGGCAGCACACCGCAGAAUCAUACACUUAUUAUGUGGCUGAGCAGGUGUCACACCACCCGCCCGUGUCCGCUUUCUACGUGUCAAACAGAAAGGACGGCUUUGUCAUAGAGGGCAGCCUUCUAGCGAGGUCCAAGUUCUAUGGUAACUCGACAUCGGCCAUACUAGAGGGUUGCGCCCGGGUCCAUCUGCUGAACUGGGGCGAGACCUACGUCACGACCGCCCCGUACGCGCACUGCAAGGGGAUCGUCAUCGGGACGCUCAGCAUGGAGCUGGGGGGGAAGGUACACGUUAUGUGUUCAGAAACAGGCUACCAAGCCGACGUAGAAUUUAAACUACGGUCAUUCUUGGGCAGUUCAGAUCAGACGAAUGCCAUAACAGGCAGAAUUAAACGCGGGAAGGACACAAUGGCCGUUAUAGACGGAUAUUGGGACGGAAAAAUUGAUAUCAAGGAUAAAAAAACUGGUGAAGAGUCGAACCUACUAGACGUGUCGACGUUGAAAGAGCACAGACUGCCUCGGUUCCUGAUGGAUGUCGAGAAGCAGUACGAUUAUGAGUCACAGAAGCUGUGGAUCAAGGUCUCCGAGGCUAUACAGAACGAUGAUCAGAUAGCGGCCACAGAACAGAAGACAAUAAUAGAGGAGGCGCAGCGCGCGCGCGCCCGCAACAUGGUGGCGCCCUGGGUGCCGCGCUUCUUCCACAAGAACCUGCAUCCUAACCCGCCUGAAGGUAUCAUCGACCAAGGAUGGGUUUAUAAUCAUCUAAACACCACCCCUUGGCAAGAAGACGAGGUGAUAGAAUACGAAGACGAAUUCGUUUUGAAGUCGCUACGGGACCACCCGGUCAUAGGCAAGCCUGUCGUGACGGAACCCCGGCGGGAGAUGUCGCGGCGUAUAUCCGACUCGGACAGUCACGACGAACUGGCGAGGCGGUCGAAGAAUACUUCUGCCGUCCACACGAAACCUUCCCCCGAAUCGUCGAAGCACGUCGGCAUCUCGUGCGAAUCGGAAACAGCGCAGAGGAGCAAGCAGUUUACACGUACUCUGAAACAGAGCCUCGUUGCCAUAGACACGGCUCUACGAGAACAGACGCAGGCCAUAGAGAGGCUGUCGAAAACUGUAGAGACAAUUAGCGAAGGCCAGAGGCAAGCGGCCGCAAUAAGGCCACAAAACGUUGGCCGAAUGCCUCAAUCAAGCCAUACCUGGGACCUAUUCGGAGGCUUCGUACUAGCCUUGGUGUUGCAAGCGUUACUAAACUGGGUAUUCUACCAUAAAGACUGAGUGUUGCCACGUGAGAAAAUUCCAUUUGUUAAAUAUUCUGACGCUACGAUUGUUCGCUAAGUUUCGGUUGGUUUUAGAAUGUGUAGUUUGGUUUGUUACUAGACGGUAGCAGGUUCUAAGCCGGUUUCCUAUAUUU